Molecule: messenger RNA, 5072 nt
Organism: Cebus imitator (Panamanian white-faced capuchin)
Lineage: Eukaryota; Metazoa; Chordata; Mammalia; Primates; Cebidae
Gene: CD180
Product: CD180 molecule
Exons: 3
Coding region: 181-2166 (661 amino acids)
Biological process (GO): B cell proliferation involved in immune response; positive regulation of lipopolysaccharide-mediated signaling pathway; cellular response to lipopolysaccharide
Cellular component (GO): extracellular matrix
Molecular function (GO): protein binding
Source: RefSeq, a predicted model, not a curated record
ACAGAGUCACAGAAUGCUGAGCAGUCAACAGCAUUUCUUGCUCCAAGAUCACCCUUCUGACUACCUCUCUGGCUGCCAAAUUGCCAGCACCUUCAUAGCUUGAUAGCUUCAGGGCCUUCAUAGUUUCUCAGCUCCAAGCAUUAGGUAAACCCAACACGCUGGGAUUGCACUGGUCCUACAAUGGCUUUUGACUGCAGCUGCUUCUUUUUGGUGGUGCUGUUUUCUGCCAGCUGUAAAGUCAUCACCUCCUUGGAUCAGAUGUGCAUUGAGAAAGAAGCCAACAAAACAUAUAACUGUGAAAAUUUAGGUCUCAGUGAAAUCCCUGAUGCUCUACCAAACACGACAGAAUUUCUGGAAUUUGGCUUUAAUUUUUUACCUACACUUCAUAAUAGAACCUUCAAGAGACUCAUGAAUCUUACCUUUUUGGAUUUAACUAGGUGCCAGAUUAACUGGAUACAUGAAGACACUUUUCAAAGCCAUCAUCAAUUGAGCACACUUGUGUUAACUGGAAAUCCUUUGAUAUUCAUGGCAGAAACGUCACUUAAUGGCCCCAAGUCACUGAAGCAUCUUUUCUUAAUCCAAACGGGAAUAUCCAAUCUCGAGUUUAUUCCAGUGCACAAUCUGGAAAACUUGGAAAGCUUGUAUCUUGGAAGCAACCAUAUUUCCUCCAUUAAGCUCCCCAAAGACUUCCCAGCACGGAAUCUGAAAGUACUGGAUUUUCAGAAUAAUGCUAUACAGUACCUCUCUAGAGAAGACAUGCGGUCUCUGGAGCAGGCCACCAACUUAAGUCUGAACUUCAAUGGCAAUGAUGUUAAAGGUAUUGAGCUUGGAGCUUUUAAUUCAACAGUCUUCCAAAGUUUGAACUUUGGAGGAACUUCAGAUUUGUCUGUUAUAUUCAAUGGUCUGCAGAACUCUACUACUCAGUCCCUCUGGCUGGGAGUGUUUGAUGACACUGAUGACAAAGAUAUUAGUUCAGCCAUGCUCAAAGGACUCUGUGAAAUGUCUGUUGAGAGCCUCAACCUGCAGAAACACCAUUUCUCUGACUUCUCAUCCACCACAUUUCAGUGCUUCACCCAAAUCCAGGAACUGGAUCUGACAGCAACUCACUUGGCAGGGUUACCCUCUGGGAUUAAGGGUCUAAACUUGCUCAAGAAAUUAGUUCUCAGUGUAAACCAUUUUGACCAAUUGUGUCAAAUCAAUGCUGCCAAUUUCCCCUCCCUUAUACACCUCCACAUCAGAGGCAACGUGAGGAAACUUAACCUCGGUGUUGGCUGUUUGGAGAAACUAGGAAACCUUCAGACACUUGAUUUAAGCCAUAAUGACAUAGAGGCUUCUGACUGCUGCAGUCUACAACUCAGAAACCUGUCCCACUUGCAAACCUUGAACCUGAGCUACAAUGAGCCUCUUGGUCUCCAGAGUCAGGCAUUCAAGGAAUGUCCUCAGCUGGAACUCCUGGAUUUGGCAUUUACCCGCUUACACAUUAAUGGUCCACAAAGUCCCUUCCAAAACCUUCAUUUCCUGCAGGUUCUGAAUCUCACCUACUGCUUCCUUGAUACCAGCAAUCAGCAUCUUCUAGCAGGCCUACCAGCUCUCCGGCAUCUCAGCUUAAAAGGGAAUCACUUUCAAGAUGGGACUAUCGUGAAGACCAACCUGCUUCAGAGUGUGGGCAGCUUGGAGAUUCUGAUUUUAUCCUCCUGUGAUCUCCUCUCCAUAGACCGGCAAGCAUUCUACAGCCUGGAAAAUAUAAGCCAUGUAGACUUAAGCCACAACAGCCUGACAUGCGACAGCAUUGAUUCUCUUGGCCAUCUUAAGGGAAUCUACCUCAAUCUGGCUGCCAACAGCAUUAACGUCAUCUCAUCCCAUCUCCUCCCCAUCUUGUCCCAGCAGAGCACCAUUAACUUGAGUCACAAUCCCCUGGACUGCACUUGCUCAAAUAUUCAUUUCUUAACGUGGUACAAAGAAAACCUGCACAAACUUGAAGGCUCAGAGGAGACCAUGUGCGCAAACCCGCCGCCUCUAAGGGGAGUUAAGCUAUCUGACGUCAAGCUGUCCUGUGGGAUUACAGUCGUGGGCGUUUUCUUUCUCACAGUAUUUUUAUUAUUGUUCACUAUUCUGCUCUUUUUUGCAGUUAAAUGCCUUCUCAGGUGGAAAUACCAACACAUUUAGUGCUGAAGGUUUUCAGAGAAAGCAAAUAAACGUGCUUAGCAAAAUUGCUGUAAGUGAAGGAACUGUCAUCUGCUGGUGACCAGAUCAGACUUUUCCGGUUGGUUCCUGGAGCUGCGUAGGGACUCACUGUGCCUUUCUGAACUUCUUGUUCCUGUGAGUCCCAGAGCUAACAAACCUUUAGGCAAGGACACCGACUCAGGCGAGAGGUCCAGACGCUGCUGUGAGAGGCACAGAGCCCUUUCCACAUGUGGGAGGUGGGAGGAAGCAGAGGGAGGGGCUGGGCAAGAACUGCCAGCUGGGAGUCACCCACGGGGAGGCUGUCACCCUUCUACUCACCGACAUCCCUCCCAGCACCCCACACCCUGCCCCUGAAAGGAGAUCAUCAGCCCCCACAAUUUGGCAGAGUGGAAGCCAGCCCUGCUACCCCCCCACCCCACCCCCGCCUAUAGCAUUGUGCUUGGGUCUGAGUUCUCAGUAAUGUAGCCAUUUGGGAAACUUAGCUGGAGACAAAGUCUUCAUGCUUAUUUUAAAUAAAAAAAGAAAAACACAAUAAAUUUAAAAGAAAAGACAGAAAUGAAACUUGGUAUCAAAUAGACUCCAUUCAUCUUCUUAAUCCUUAGGUCUGUAGGUCUCUAUAAUGCCCCUAGGGUGUGAAUGGCUAUAUAAAAAAAGAACCCAUCCCAAGGUUUAGAAUUUCUGCCACAGUUGCCUCACUCAGUUCAGAAAAUAGGCAGAGAUAAGCUCUCUCUGCCUAUCUGGUGUUCUGGCUCUUACCUUACAGAUCCUAACUUGCAGGUGGGCUGUGAUCCAAAACGCGCUUCUCAUUCAGCCGUUCAGUUCUUAGAAGAUGCUUUCCCAGCAGAACUGUGAGAUAAAUGGUGGUUUGGUUCUCAGGCUGGCCCUUAAAAGCCUGUUUGCUUCAGAGAACAUUUGAAAUAGCACAUUUACAUGAAAACUAGGAAGAAGACAUCCCUGCAUGCUAGCUGUUGGGAACACAGUAAAGCUGGCUUAGUGAGAAGUGGUUUCUGUUGAGGCUGGGGAUGUCAGCAAAGGUCACACCAGCAAUGUACAGGGACCUGGACCAUUGAAUGAAGAGAGGCAAAGAGCAAUGUCAUGACUUAGGCCUAAAGGGCCAUAUCGCACAGGCUUCUAUCCUCUGAAGUCUUCACUGCCAGACAAGCUGUGCCGGAGUUCCCGGACUCAAGGGGUGCAUUGAUAAGGCCUGGAUUCUGAUCCAUACCCAAUUUUAUGGUAGCAAUAGAGAUGGUAACUUAUAGUUAUGAAAUUCUGAUAGACUAUCAAAGUAAAAAUUGAUCAAACCAACCAGAAUAUAUUUGCCCUUAGGUUGAGGGCAUACUAGUGGGACAUCAGAACAGAGUGGAAACUCGGAGGUCAUCCUCUUUGUCUCUUCACCCCCAGGAAAAGCAAGACAGGCAGGGAACAGGAGUGGGUGAAGCUUUUCCCUGCUCAGGGAUUUUCGGCCUUGGAAUUUGCUUUUUCCUUUGCCUGGAAGAUGCUGCUACUGGCCUCCAAAUGGCUCGUGCCCUCAUCUCCUUCAGAUUUCAGUGCUCAUAUUUUCUUCUCUCAGAGAGCGCUUCUCUGACCUAGGUAAUCCAAAGCAACCUCUAUGCAUCACCCAAUUCACUCUCAUAGCACUGGGUUUUAUCAUUUUUAUAAUGCUUACCAGUGUUUGGAAUUACCUUCUUCAUUUGUUUUAAUUAAUCUGUCUUGUCUCUCCCAAACACAAGCUCCAUGAGAGGGUCUUUGCCCAAGGAUAUCCUAGAACAUGCCUGGAACAUAGUAAGGACUCAAAAUAUUUUUAGUAUGUCUUAAUCCCUGAGCCUUGAUGGCUUCUAGUUCUGCCACCAUGCCCAUCCUCCUGACUCUUGCUCCUGACAUCUCCACUGUUUCCUGGGCCUCCCACAUGUUUUUCACUGGAAUAUUUUAGGAAAGUCUGUACAAAGCAGAUUCCCAGGCCUCACCCUCAGAUACUGAGAUUCUGUUGGACUGAGGUUGGCUCUGGAUCCCCAGCCAAAUGAUUCCGUGUAAAACCCCUCCCUAGUCUUAGUUAUAAACGUAUUCCCCCUGCUUUUCCCAUCUUAGAGUGUGGAAGGUCCACACUCUAAGAAUCCAGUCUUAGCACCAACCCAUUGAGUUCCUGCAUAUUCCGUCAGAUGUAAGCUCUUUCUUGCCUUAGGGAUUUAAACUGCAGAUGGAAUAUAUUAAUUACUGAUUUAUCGACCCAUAGACGUAGUGCCCUCCAUAAUAUUUAAUAUGUAACUUGGAAAAACAAGACAAUGAAAGAGGCCCAAGCCUUAGCAAAGCAUAAUGGUCCAUCCUGCUUUCCCUUCUCAGGCCCACUCCCUUCUGUGUGAUGCAGCUUGCUGCUCCAGAACUGAUCUAAGGCUUUGUGACAGCUCCUCUGUUUUAACCAACAGUAAAUUCACCCCACAAAGUCAGAAAGGGAGCUUUUUGAUGGCUGCUGUCAAUUUUAUUGCCUUAUCCUGUUUACUAGGAUAGAAUCCGUAACAUGGUGUGUUUAUUGGUUUUAUGUAUUGCAUGUUGUUGCUGCUCUGACAAGCUACUCCUAUAAAAAUGUGUUAUUAUUGCAUGAUGUAGCUCAGUGAGCUGACCCUGCAUUUCAACGGGUACUGAAACAAAUAUCAUUGAAGUUCAUAAAAGCUGACUGCCUCCAUCACAGAGGACUCUCUGCAUGAGCUGCAACUCCUACAAUCUGGGAGAGAAUUACAUCUUACCCUGUGCCAGCAGCCACUAACCGAGAACAGCACAGCCCUGAACCCAGGCAUUAUCUACAAAAUUCCAAGACAGAAAACCGUCAUUGCAUUCUUAUUUGUCCAACUAUCAGUGUCAUUUGCAAUUUUGAUACCUACAAAAUAAUGAAACAA